Messenger RNA from Austrofundulus limnaeus, 1492 nucleotides. RefSeq names its product somatostatin receptor type 3. The transcript has 2 exons. Gene Ontology annotation, cellular component: plasma membrane. Bases 61 to 1266 code for a protein of 401 amino acids. Gene Ontology annotation, biological process: G protein-coupled receptor signaling pathway. NCBI's taxonomy places the organism in Eukaryota, Metazoa, Chordata, Actinopteri, Cyprinodontiformes, Rivulidae. The record is from RefSeq and is a predicted model, not a curated record. Gene Ontology annotation, molecular function: G protein-coupled receptor activity.
GGUAGAUUGGUACUAAAUUGAGUUUUUAUGAUAAAUAUGAACACUUUUUAAAAAGUUUUAAUGUUGUUGAGCUCACAGUGGCUGGUAUUUAAGUACUUCUUUGACUUUUUAAUGAAAAAAAACACUGACGUUUUCCACAUAUUACCUCACCUCCAUCAGUACAGUUUUAGUUUGGACAAUAAUCAAAUCUUUACUCUUCCUUUUUGCUCAGUCUUGAAUGAUUCUAUCAGAUCUGCUGAAGCCAUGCCUGCCAUCGUCAACCUCCUGUUCAAUGUGGUCUCCACCAACACCACCAUCUCCUUCAACGUGGUGUUGCCCAUGGUGAGCCUGAUCUCCCUGUUCGUGGGGGUCGGAGGUCACCUCCUGCUGUGGCUGGUGCUGAUGAAGAAUCCGCGCAGUCGCUCCAAGCCGAGCUCCGUCCUGCUCCUCAACCUCAGCCUGGCAGACCUGGGUGCCCUGCUCACCCUGCCCUGCGUGCUUCUGAGCGCUAGCUUCCAGAACUGGCAGCUAGGUGGAGAGACCUGUGUUCUCCUUGGGUUCGUGACUUCAAUAACCGCAGGCGUGGAGAUCUUCAGCCUGGCUGCCUUGGCGGUGCUGAGGUACCGUAUCGUGGCACCACGGACGAGAACACCCGCUAGUCAGACUCAAGUGUUGUUUAUUGUGGUAGCCAUUUGGCUGGUCUCAGUAACCAUGGCCUUACCAAAGGUCACCUACAUCAACUUUGAUGGUGGAUGCACAUGGUCGGUUGGUUGGGAAGAGUGGCUGUUCUUCCUCGUUCCAGCCUUCCUGAUCUACUACGUGGCCCCUCUGCUGUGCAUCACGGUCAACUGCGGCCUCAUCAUCUCCCACCUCCACCGCUGUCGAGGCACCCUGGUUGCUGACAGACGCAACAAGAAAGCUACAGCCCUUCUUAUCGGCUCCACCCUGGCUUUUGCAGUUAGCUGGUUGCCGUAUUAUGCGCUUGAGUUUGCCAACGUUCUCUCGCCUCACGUUAGCUCCGCGGCUUCUCCCACAAGCAAAUUUGGACUUAGGUUGUCUUCACCUCUGCCUCCAGCCGCGCUGCCCRGGACAGGUGAGCAAACACUGACGAGAGUGACACUGCUGUGGGAGGUGGCCUCCCUGGCAGCCAUUCUGUUGGUGUGCCUGACCCCUUGCUGGAACCCUCCGCUGUACUUCCUGUUGUCGCGUCCGGCUGUUCGUCAGCUGAGGGCUCUCCUGCCCUCCUUCGUUCGAGAGCAGCUGAUGAGAAAACCCGAGCAGCGCUGACGUAUCACUUGGGGUCCUCCGCCUUGUUUGUCAGUGCCUCACGCUCCCCUAAACUCACUCACUCAACAAACCUUGACACACAGGCUGACCCAGUGAAGGUCCUAACAGCAGGGCUCAGUCUCAUUUACCCGUGGCAUACUGUUCACAUGAGCCAGCUAUCAGAGUUGUAAAGUAACUAAGUACAAAUACUUCUUUACUGUACUUAAGUAGAAUUUUUGGGUAUCUG